GCGAAAAUAGGGGGUGGUGCUGAACGAACAGCUCCGAGAAAACGCGCGCUUCGGCAAUAAAGUCACCAUCGGAUCUGGCCGUCCACCGGUGCACCCCCGGUCCUCUCUGACCAGACCAAGCGGAGCCAUGAACCAGCCCAGCUCGCCGUCCUCAAGAUCCACCGUCAAACUUUUGGAGCCCACCUACUCACCCUGACCAUGAAGAGGCAAAACGUGAGGACCCUCGCGCUGAUCAUUUGCACGUUUACCUACCUGCUGGUCGGAGCGGCUGUUUUCGAUGCCUUGGAGUCUAAAAAGGAGACUACCCAGAAGAGAAAGCUGGACGCGAGGAAACGGGAGCUGAUGGAGAAAUACAACUUGUCCAAAGUCAACUUCGAUGAGCUGGAAGGGGUGGUAUUGCAGCUGAAGCCGCACAAGGCAGGAGUCCAGUGGAAAUUCGCAGGUUCUUUUUACUUCGCCAUAACUGUGAUCACGACCAUAGGAUACGGUCAUGCUGCUCCCAGCACGGAUGGCGGCAAGGUGUUCUGCAUGUUCUACGCACUGCUGGGAAUUCCGCUGACCCUGGUCAUGUUCCAGAGUCUGGGCGAGCGCAUCAACACGCUGGUCCGCUACCUGCUGCACCGCCUCAAGAAGUGCCUGGGCCUGCGCCGGACCGAGGUCAGCAUGGCCAACAUGGUGUUCAUCGGCUUCGUCUCGUGCAUGAGCACGCUGUGCGUGGGCGCGGCGGCCUUCUCGCGCUACGAGGACUGGAGCUUCUUCCACGCCUACUACUACUGCUUCAUCACGCUGACCACCAUCGGCUUCGGCGACUACGUGGCGCUGCAGAAGGACCACGCCCUGCAGACCAACCCCAAGUACGUGGCGUUCAGCUUCAUCUACAUCCUGACCGGCCUGACGGUCAUCGGGGCGUUCCUCAACCUGGUGGUGCUCCGCUUCAUGACCAUGAACGCCGAGGACGAGCGGCGGGACGCCGAGCAGCGGGCGCUGCUGUCCAGGGCCGGCGGCGGCGCUGGCGGGAUGGGCAGCGGAGGCGGCGCCGUCGGAGGCGGAGGAGGGAGGUACCACUUCGCCCCGGAUCCGCCCUCGUACUCAUCGGCCGCCUCCGAGCUGGGGGCGGCCUGCUCCGGACGUGACGGAGGAGGCUCGGGCAGCGGGGGUGGAGGAGGAGGAGGGGGUGGUGGCGGGGGAGGGGGUGGCGCCAGUCGCGGUCUGCGGAACGUCUACGCCGAGGUGCUGCACUUCCAGUCCAUGUGCUCGUGCCUGUGGUACAAGAGCCGCGAGAAGCUACAGUACUCCAUCCCCAUGAUCAUCCCGCGUGACCUCUCCACCUCCGACACCUACAUGGAGCAGGGCGAGGCCUUCUCCAGCAGCCCGCUGCCGCUCCACCCCAACGGCUGCGCCUGCGGCGGCCUGCAGAGGCCCUCGGCCAUCAGCUCUGUUUCCACCGGCCUGCACACCCUGGUGCCCUCCUACCGCGGACCUUCCAAACGACGCUGCUCCAUCUAGGUCAAAUUGCGUCAUUGCAUCGGCCUUCGGCGGAGGCCUUGUUUGCCCGGAUGUAGAGUCUAGAGGAAGCUAGAGGGGCUUUGUUUUAUUUUCCUUUUCCAGAGUAUUUCUACAGAUAAACUUCCUGAACGGAAAGCGCAGAAAUGGUUCCUUCCUCCCCAACAAAACAUACUCUAUGCUACGUACUGUAUACUACACUGUGGAUAACAAGAGUUUUAGUGAGGGAAUCAUAUACUGUAGAUUAUAAGAAUGCUUGUAGUCGUUACAAUGACCUGACUUUAUGUGAAGUAUGUAUUUUUUUCUAACAGAAUCCUAACAAAGAACACUUUCGAACAUUAGUUCACACAAGUAAAAAGUGUACAUAUAGAUAUAUAUUUGUUAUAAGACAACUAUUUAAGCUACAUAGCUACAUGCAGUGGUAUAGAGAGGGAGACUUUCACUUUCUGUUGGUAGAUUCCAAUACACAUUCUUACAUAUCUCUAUAUCCAAGCUGCAGUUUUAAGCCAAACACUUCCUGUUAAACGACACGUCUGUCCCUAUGUCUUUGUGGUAUGUCAUUUUGCGGUUUCUCAGUCAUCCUUGUUUUUUUUUUUUUUUUUUAGUUUUGCUUGUUAUGUACUUGUUUUAAACAAUAAAUAAUCAUACGCAUUUGACCAUUUGAUUCAGAGCACAUGGUGCGCCACUGUCUAUAGUAAACUAAAUUUAGUUCAAUACACUGCUGCACUUUAGAUCGCUGUGUUUUUUUGUUUUGUUUUUUUGUUUGUUUGUUUGUUUGUUUUUGUUUUUUUUGUUUAAUACACUGUCCAACAGUGCACACUCAUUGAACUGAGUUUAAUUUAUGAUGAUGCACCUUUUUGUUUAAUUUUUCCAGAAUGAUCACUGUAUCUUCUGUUCAUUGCAUGGUUGUUAUGUUUAUAAUGAGACCACUAAUAUGUCUGUUGUUUUCAUGUCCUACCCUGGAGUAAAGCACCAGGAUUUUAAGAGAUUUCAUGGAGGCCAGUGAGGAGGUGAUAUCCGCCAGCUCCGUGUCUUACCUCUGCAUUUCCAAAUUGGGAAUGACUGAUGUGUCUGUCGGAAAAAAUUCACGUGGACACAUUGUGUAUGGAAUGUCAUGGAUGUCUUUUUUGGGAGCAUUUAAUAAGGGGGACAAAAUCGAAAUACUCUAUCUCAGUCAGAUCCAGGCUUAUCUGGAUGGCAAUACUGAACUGUCUCUUUGAGAGUUGGAAUUUACCUGCCAUUGAUAAUUCUAAUUUUAUGAAUAAAAAAAAACCCUACCAAGUCA
Messenger RNA from Alosa sapidissima (American shad), 2788 nucleotides. It is a transcript of the gene kcnk3a, whose product is annotated as potassium channel, subfamily K, member 3a. The transcript is spliced from 2 exons. Gene Ontology annotation, cellular component: membrane. Gene Ontology annotation, biological process: potassium ion transmembrane transport; stabilization of membrane potential. Bases 199 to 1506 code for a protein of 435 amino acids. NCBI's taxonomy places the organism in Eukaryota, Metazoa, Chordata, Actinopteri, Clupeiformes, Clupeidae. The record is from RefSeq and is a predicted model, not a curated record. Gene Ontology annotation, molecular function: open rectifier potassium channel activity; potassium ion leak channel activity.